UACACGUGAGAUUCUUUAUUAUUAAUUGCAGAAAAUAAUUGUAUGUGUGUUAUGGGAACGGCACAAGAUUGGACAAACAAAAAGAGAGAAGACGAAUUAAACUGCUUCGGUUUUUCUGAUUUGGUUAUUAACUUUUUCAUUUCACCAUAAAGUUCAGAAGCGUGUUUGGUUGUUUUAAUAAUAAUGUUUCCGGAAUUUGGAUUAUGGUCAAGAUGUACCGGUCUACUUGCUUUUGACGUAUUGAGAUAGAAUUUGCAUUAGUAAGGAGGAGGAAUCAGAAGAUUUUAGUGUUGUUGUAUAAUAUUGAAGUGUUUUUUAAUGUUGUUGUGUUCCAUUAGGUUUACUGAUCUAUGAAAAACGAUGAUCUAGAAAAUUGUCAGAUAUUAUUAUUGGAGACAGAGUUGUUGGGGUGGUUGCUAUUAUUUGAUAGGGAAGUGUUUAUGGGGAAAAAGAAACGACAAAAGACAAAGGAACUUUCGGUAGCGAUAGCCGAGGCUUCAUCCAGAGAAGGUGACACGGAGCAUCAUCAUCAACAACAACAGCAACCUCAGACUCCACGAAAAAGAGGGAGACCUCGUAAGGUUGUUGUUGUGGAAACGGAAAGCGAGGGGAAAAAAGUGGAACCAGAAGCUUCUGCAACAUCCGAGAAAGAAAAAGAAGAAGAAGAAGAAGAAGAUGAACAGCAUGUAAAGCUACAAGAGGAGUUAACAUCAGCAUCGGCAACAACAUGCACGAUGAUAGUUACAAAGGAAGGGAUUCAACUCCCAAAAGGGGAACCCUCGAGAAGCAAAAGGGGCAGACGCAAAAGCAAACCCCGAAAAAGCACUUGAAAAUUAUUACCUUUUCUUUAUAAUUUUUCACGCAAGCUUUCAAAGAACUUUUUCUUCAGAUUCUAAGGCUUAUCUAAACCCGAGUGUUAAGAUUAUAUAUAGUCCAGGAGAACUUGAAUGCAGUGUUUCAUUCCCAGAACUUGUUUUUUAUGUGUGAUUGCUAUAAUAGUUUAUAGCGAUCAAUUUAAAUAUAGCUCUUGGAUUUAAAUUUACUUGGUUUGUUACUAAAUAUGUUGUCUCUCAACAGUACAAAUAUUGCUUCAUUGUUUGUUUUUCUCUUCCCCUACAAUUCUUAGCUGUUGUUCAGUUGUUUUU
Messenger RNA from Vigna umbellata (rice bean), 1145 nucleotides. RefSeq lists its product as uncharacterized. Lineage: Eukaryota; Viridiplantae; Streptophyta; Magnoliopsida; Fabales; Fabaceae. The record is from RefSeq and is a predicted model, not a curated record.